Molecule: messenger RNA, 1725 nt
Organism: Orbilia oligospora ATCC 24927
Lineage: Eukaryota; Fungi; Ascomycota; Orbiliomycetes; Orbiliales; Orbiliaceae
Exons: 5
Coding region: 1-1725 (574 amino acids)
Molecular function (GO): catalytic activity
Source: RefSeq, a predicted model, not a curated record
AUGGGCUCAAUUGGAAAUUACUCUAUUCCACAAGAGGCACUCAAGAUCCUCAAGGAGGGUAUCUUGGAAAAUCCAUUGAUGGGAAACCUACCAAAGGAGUUACAGUCGCUCAGUAAACACAUACAUUUCGAGGGCUCAGACAAACCGAGUGUCCCAAUCAAUUGGAGAUUUGCGGAAAGUAUCUCUGCUUUGAAAGGGUUCGAAGCUUUGAUGUUGGAUCUCUUGAUCACGAAGAAAUACCAAACCCAGCCUUUGGAUAUUACCAUCGAUACGGAUCAUGCUUCUUUAUUCUUUAUGAGCCCGAUGCUCGCUCAGAUCAUUGAAAAUGGAAAGCCUACUCCACUAUCCCCACUAUCCCCGGAUAUGCAACGGAUGUUCCCAAGCGAAGAUAAACAUCGCAGUCAAGCUAGCAUCAUUAGAAGAUGGGCUACGAAUAUUUAUCAGACCAAAGAUGGACGAUACUACCAUACUCAUGGUAGUAUGAACCCGGAACCAACGCUCACAGCUUUAAAGCUCCCGGUUGACGGCGAGCCAGAUGAGACAGAGGAAUCUGCAGUUAACAGAAUCCAAAGUGCUACAUCAAAAAUUGACUCCAAAGAGCUUGAUGAAUUGAUGAACGAACAAUUCAGACAGGCUGGUACUAUUGCGUAUACCGCCGAAGAAUUUUUCAAUUCUGAACACGGGAAGGCAAACAGUAAAGUGGGAUUAUAUGAGAUCGCCAAGGAUCCAAAGUCAUCCCAACCGGCAACAUGGUGGAAAGAGGAUGCAUCUGCUCCAUCUUCCCCAAAACGUCCACUUGCAGGCCUUAAGGUUGUAGACUUGACGAGAGUCAUUGCCUCUCCAGCAAUCGGCCGGGGCCUUGCGGAGAUGGGUGCUAGUGUUAUGCGGAUUACUUCUCCUCAGCUCACAGAUCUUUCGAUGGUUCAUCAAGAUCUUAAUUGGGGGAAGUGGAAUUGUCAUUUGCAUUUAAAGGAUGAAGAAGAUAAGGAGAAAUUGAGACAACUGAUCCGAGAAGCAGAUGUCGUUAUCGACGGGUACCGUCCUGGUGUAAUGGACCGUCUAGGUUUUGGACGUGAUGCUGUUUUUGACCUUGUCAAAGAUCGUGAUUAUGGAAUCAUUUACGUCCGGGAGAAUUGUUAUGGUUGGCAUGGUCCAUGGAGUCAUCGAAGUGGAUGGCAGCAGAUUAGCGAUGCGUGCUGUGGAGUGUCUAUGGCAUACGGGAAGGCUAUGGGAAAUGAUGAAGCGGUUACGCCGGUGUUCCCAAACUCCGACUACUGUUGCGGAGUAUGUGGCUCUACCUCUGUUUUACACGCACUUAUAGAGCGAGCCGAAAAAGGUGGAAGCUACGGCGUCGAUGUAUCUCUGAACUACUAUUCACAGUGGCUAGUACGAUCUUGCGGGACAUACGACGACGAAAUUUGGAAGGAGCUUUGGAGUCGCCAUGGAUCACCAGUUUUCCGCCAUUACCAACCUAUGCAAGCUCUCCUACCAGCGAUGGUGCGCCUUCUUUAUCAAUAUGAUAAAGAGACGCUCUUCAAGCCACAAUAUUUUGAGCCUCGACGUGCUGAGAAUUUAGGGGUAACAUUUGUACAAGUAAAGCCGAUUGCACAGUUUAAAGAUAAUGCUGUGGAACUCAAGUACAAUGUGGGAACUCGAGGGAACGGCACCGAUAAACCUGUUUGGCCGAAGGAUUUGAUGGUUCAAGUUGUCACUGGGGAGAACUGA